This is a messenger RNA of Lepisosteus oculatus (spotted gar), 6138 nucleotides long. It is a transcript of the gene nedd4a, whose product is annotated as NEDD4 E3 ubiquitin protein ligase a. Gene Ontology annotation, biological process: receptor catabolic process; ubiquitin-dependent protein catabolic process; protein polyubiquitination. The record is from RefSeq and is a predicted model, not a curated record. NCBI's taxonomy places the organism in Eukaryota, Metazoa, Chordata, Actinopteri, Semionotiformes, Lepisosteidae. Gene Ontology annotation, molecular function: sodium channel inhibitor activity; ubiquitin protein ligase activity; protein binding. Gene Ontology annotation, cellular component: cytoplasm.
UGGGUUCAGUACAGCAGCUGAGCUCUGCCUUUAAAGUUGCUACAAUGCGGUUCUCUGUGACUGAAUGUACCUUGGCUCCUUAAAGAUACAGACCAUUAGGAUUUGUGCAGUCUCAGGAGCUAUUCGUUUGGUUGUGCUUACACUUCAGAGUUCAUCUGACCUCCCUGGCUAAUAACUUCAGUACAGCCACGAGAGGAAUGUAAGUUGUCACUGGAGCUAUUUCGGCUAUGUACAGCUACUAAUGAUUGUAAUCACAGAACAGGAUCCGAAGCAGUUGCUUUGCUUCUUUUCAAGUGGGUUUUGCUAUGCCUUCCACUCGCUUACAGGAUUAGAAAGUAAGACAAAUGGCACAGCGGCUUCGCUUGCAUUUUGCAACCAGAAGGAGCAACACUGACCCUUUAUCGGAGACCUGCAGCAAUGGCGUGGAGAAAAACUUCAGCGUGUCCUCCCGGAGCCCUUCAGAGAGCAGAGGGCAGAGUUCGAUUCAAAUGAAGGUAACUCCAGGGCAGCUGGCUUUGCCUCCCUUGUCACCAGAGUUUGGAAAUUUACAGCGCUGCUCAUCUGUCUUUAUACCUAAGGUAAACAACAGCAAAAAGAGCACUUCUUUGCAAAUUUCCCUGCAGCCUCGCAAACUGAACGGAGAGCUGGAAAGUUGCAUCAGCCCUGCGGCUGUUCAUGAUGGCUGUUUUAUUCGUGCUUCAGGUGAUGGAAGAACUUGUUCAAACAGCAAACUUGUCAGCGAUGACACAGGUGCUAUUCCUCACUAUCCCGCUGCUGAUCAUGCUUCCUGUAAUGAAGGUGAGUUUGGAUCUUGUCUGACUGGUACCAGGAAUGAAGGCACCUCUUUCAGCUCUGGCGCAAAUGAAAGCAGCACAAGCAGUGGGGAUUCUGCGUCAUGUGCGAGCCCAAGCAUAGAUGGAGGUUCCUGCAGCAGCAGCACAACUAGCGAUGCGGGGUACUGCAGUGGUAGCAGUACAUUUUUCGAACCUGACAUCCCUGAACGCCCAGCAGGGCCUGAAAGGACUUUCACGAGACGAAAGGCCAAGGUACCGCUGAGGCGCUGCUCCUCCUUAGUCAUUUUCCCACGGAGCCCCUGUAACACGCCGCCAGCCUCUCCAGUUAGCCCUGGGCCUGCACCGAUGCGUGGUCCAUACCAAACCUCCCACCAGUUCUCACUGACUGCCGGCGAGUCUGCACAAGAGGACGAUCAGAUUGCAUCCAAAGGCUCCAUCGCAACAGCGCUCAGUGGCUUGCGGUUGUCUAAAAGCAGCUGUCCCACUGUGGAACUCAGGGACAUAAGGCCACUGCAUCUCAACACACCAGUGCCAGAUAAACCCAGGGAAACUGACAUUGGUCAGGACUGUACAGCUGUUUGUGACCGAUCAGAACGACACGCGAGCAUUUUGUUGCAUUUCUCUCGGCAACGGGCAGUUGCCCAGGAGAGCGUGAGGACAAUGACACAGGGGCAGCACAGCACUUCUGAGCAAGCUGUUCAAGGGCCGGGACUCGAAACUGAACCGCUGUGCCGCCACAUUAAACUCGUCCGAAGCACAUCGGCAUAUCUCCCAUUGCAGAGGAGUCCUGACUACCAAGUUGGCUUUAGGGCAGAAGACAAAAAGGAAGGAAACCAAGGUCGUCAUCAUGCUCUGCAGAGGAGCCUUUCCCUUGAGGUGCCAUAUCAACAUAUUUCAUGCCAUGUUUCCAAUCCCAGGAGACAUAAUUCGAAGACGGGACCCCCUCAUGUACACAUUCAUUUGUCUCCUGGGGCUGAAGGAAGGGUCUGUGGUUCCCUGAAGGAAAUAAACAGAAACUCAAAGGCUGACAAUGAUACAGGCAGCCCUGGCAAAAGGGACAAGACUCGGGAUGACUUUCUGGGCCAGGUGGAUGUGCCUUUACACCAAAUACCUAUGGAAAAUCCUAACAUUGAAAGGCCAUUCACAUUUAAGGAUUUUCUACUUCAUCCAAGAAGUCACAAGUCUAGAGUGAAAGGCCACCUCAGACUGAAGAUGACUUAUUUGCCUAAAAGCAAUGGUUCAGAAGAAGACAAUGCAGAACAAACUGAAGAAUUAGAUCCUGGGUGGGAGUUCUUGGACCAACAGGACAUGGCAGGCACAUGCCAGCAGCAGCUCCCUGCACUGCCCCCUGGCUGGGAGGAGCGGCAGGACAACCUUGGCAGGACUUACUAUGUCAACCAUGACACCAGGACAACACAGUGGCACAGACCCACCAUUCAAGACAGUCAGGCAGAGGAGGAGCAGAGACAGACAAUACACCUGGAAGCACAGCACGCCUUCACUGCCCGCCGUCAGAUCUCCGACCAUGUGGAGGGCCAUGACAGGAGGGAUUCACCUGACAGCUGGGAAAUAAUAACUGAAGAUGAGGCCACGAUCUAUAACAACCACAACCAACGCUCGCCACCCCCACCUCUCUCUCCCAUGGAGCAGCCCCUGUGUGACGUUCAGUCCCACCUGGCCGACGAGCUGGGCCGCAGUCUCCAGACCUCUGCGCAGGUAGCUGGUGACAGACGCAUGUCCCUCCCGCAUCAGAGCCAUUCCAGCAGGAGAGGAAGUUCACAGACUCCCACUCUCGAGGAGCAGCCCACACAGCCUGUGUUCAUGCCAACAUCAGCAGGGCUGCCGCCAGGUUGGGAAGAAAAGCAGGAUAGUAAAGGAAGGACAUACUAUGUGAAUCACAACAGCAGAACCACCACAUGGACUCGUCCUGUCAUUCAGACGACUACAGAAGCUGUGCAGGCCACCUCGUGUACCAGCCCCACAGUGUGCCAACCCCCACUACUGUCUCCAGAAACCUCUCCUCAGCAUGCUUCCAGUCAGAAGCCCCUUUAUGAGACUGGGUUCCUCCCUGCGGGCUGGGAAAUACGAAGUGCACCCAAUGGCCGACCCUUCUUCAUUGAUCACAAUACAAAGACCACCACAUGGGAAGAUCCAAGAUUGAAAAUCCCAGUCCAGAUGAGGAGGCGACUCUCUCUGGACCCUGCCGAUCUUGGACCGCUCCCGCCUGGUUGGGAAGAACGUGUUCACACUGAUGGCAGGAUAUUCUACAUAGAUCACAAUACAAAGGCUACACAGUGGGAAGAUCCUAGAUUGCUGAAUUCUGCUAUAACAGGGCCUGCUGUGCCUUAUUCCAGGGACUACAAACAGAAGUACGAGUACUUCAGAAAAAAGCUGAAGAAACCGGCUGAUAUUCCCAACCGCUUUGAGAUGAAGCUGCGGCGCGCCGCAGUCCUAGAGGACUCGUACCGGCGCAUCCUGUCGGUCAAGAGAGCCGACUUCCUGAAAGCCCGGCUGUGGAUCGAGUUCGAGAAUGAGAAAGGCCUGGAUUAUGGAGGAGUGGCCAGGGAAUGGUUCUUCCUCAUUUCCAAAGAAAUGUUCAACCCCUAUUACGGGCUGUUUGAAUAUUCUGCUACUGACAAUUAUACCUUGCAGAUCAACCCCAACUCAGGACUAUGCAAUGAGGAUCACUUGUCUUAUUUCAAGUUCAUUGGCCGUGUGGCUGGAAUGGCAGUGUACCAUGGCAAGCUGCUGGAUGCCUUCUUCAUCAGACCCUUCUAUAAAAUGAUGCUACAGAAGCCAAUAACACUGCAGGACAUGGAGUCAGUGGACAGCGAGUAUUUUAACUCCCUGAAGUGGAUUCUGGAGAAUGAUCCCACUGACCUCGACCUACGAUUUACUAUAGAUGAGGAGCUGUUUGGUCAGACUCAUCAGCAUGAGUUGAAACCUGGAGGGACUGACAUCGUUGUCACAAACAAGAACAAGAAAGAGUACAUCCACCUGGUGAUGCAGUGGAGGUUUGUAAACAGAGUACAGAAGCAGAUGUCUGCCUUUAAAGAGGGAUUUUAUGAGUUGAUACCCCUGGAUCUCAUCAAAAUAUUUGAUGAAAACGAGUUGGAGCUGCUGAUGUGUGGACUCGGUGAUGUUGACGUAAACGACUGGAGAGAAAAUACGAAAUACAAGAACGGCUACUGUGCCACACAGCCUGUCAUCCAGUGGUUCUGGAAGACGGUGUUGCUGAUGGACGCAGAGAAGCGAAUUCGCUUGCUGCAGUUUGUGACUGGCACGUCUCGACUGCCCAUGAACGGGUUUGCAGAGCUAUACGGAUCCAAUGGCCCACAGCUAUUCACCAUUGAGCAGUGGGGCACACCUGACAAGCUACCCAGAGCUCACACUUGCUUCAACCGCUUGGAUCUGCCUCCUUACGAGUCUUUUGAGGAGCUGAGGGAGAAACUUCACCUGGCAAUAGAAAAUGCACAGGGUUUUGACGGGGUUGACUAAGUUGUGAAGCAGGCUUCAGUGUGGGAGAGUGUCCACUGGAAUGCCUGAUAUUGUUGGGAGACCAUAGCGCUAAGUGACAGAUCAACAGGACGCUAUCCCUCUGGAAGGAGUAGACCUACAAAUGGCUAAAUAUAAUAUCUCAUUUUAAGACAGAAGGGGCUAUCUUGAAACCUUUAAAUGAAUUCCUUUAAUUGCUUAUUUCCUUUAUAUCUGUUAUAUUUUUGAGGCCACUCUAAACACGAUCUUGUUUAUGUCACUGAAUGUCAUUAAAGCUGACAAAACACUGUAUGUAAAUUGUAAGAAGUGAAUUGAAGAAAGUCACAUUUCUCACACUUGCCAAUGUUACUGGACAUGGGGGAGGCUGUGUUUACUGUGUGUAAAGCUCUUAUUUCAUGUUUACUUGUUCAGCAUUUAGAAUUUAAUGGCAUGGCGUUGUGCUGUUCAUUAUAAAGCAACAUAACUUUAUACUGCAGAUACUAUACCUUCUGACGUUUCCUCUCAUUGGGAGUACCAUUUGAAAUGAAGAAACACAGAGAGUCUUAGCAUUCUGCUUGGACAGUAUAUAAUAUGCUGCUCUUUAGAAAAUAAAUAAAUUCUUGCUGAGGAUGGUACACUACCACACGCAUUCCCACUGUUAGUCUUUUCACUCUAGUUGCCAAUGCUAGAUAUCAGAUUAGGAGCGUUGAUCUUUCAUAGUGUUGGUCUGGACACCAUGCAAUGUGUUGCGCUGGUCCCUUGUCAGAACCUAUCUGGUAAUAGACAUAUGCAGUGAACAUCAGCUUCACUAUUUGUCUCUUAGUUGCCCAAGUGUUUUUUAAGAAGCAGGACAUUCCAUUUCCUAAUUUGUGGGUCGGCCUUUUUGAUUUGGAGUGAACCUUAUGCCCCAUUUCAUUGGUGACCCAUUUUCUUUUACAUUUGAAUGUAGGCAUUAAUAGAUGAAUGUUGCAUAAUCCUCAACAGAACCAUGCAUUUUUCUUUUUUCCUACUAAGCUGUGUCAGGGGAGCAGAGAUAUUGGAUUCUACCCAUUCUUUGGUUCCUGAAGCCCACAGCUGAAAUGAUUUCCUUGCUCUUUCUUAAAAAAAUUAAUACCUGUUAUUUCCAUCUUUUAAAAUGUAAUCGUUACCCAUUAUAUUAUACAAAUCAUUCUGAGACAUCCUCUGAAUAAUUUGCAAUGAAAAUAUACGUUUACAAGUGUCUUAUGUGUUUACAAACUGCUAGAAAUCUUACACUUUCUAAUAUUUUAAAAGUUCUUUUUAGUGACUUCUUAUAGAAUAAAAGAGCACUUUUGUUUCAGUUAUUAGAUAUGUUUGUAAAUGGUCUUAAAAUUACUGUAAAAUUCUUAAGCCUUUAUGAACAGACUUGUAAAGUGUAACUUAUAAUUGAAAAAUGUCCUGCUUUUAAGUAGUCUAUAUUUGACUGUUGAGUAAAUGUUUACAUGUAAACAUUGUUGAGUAUAAGCACAUAUUUCUUUCAUUGGUAAUUUACCAGGUAUAAGACUGUUAAAUUGUAAUGCCUUUCUUCUCUGUAAUAUAUAUAAAAUAACACUUUGUUUAUCAGUUUGUAAUAUAUCAAAUAUAAACAUCUCUCUUCUUAAUCCUGAAGGAGAAAUAUUAUCUGAUGUGAAGAAAUGCUACUUAAUUACAGGUGUUAAAAUGUAAAUAUUUCAAAAACCAUUCAUUGCAUUGUAUUGUCAUUCUGACAAAACAUGUUACUGAAUGUGCAUUUUUUUAAGAAAAUAAGUUGUGGAACAAUCAUGUGUUCCAAUACCUUGUAUAAACUAUUUUAAAGCUGCACGCCAAAUUAAGAGGUGGCAUAUUUUGGAAAAUGAAUAAACUGAAGAAAUAC